This is a messenger RNA of Cadophora gregata, 2715 nucleotides long. It is a transcript of the gene RAD17, whose product is annotated as Cell cycle checkpoint protein rad17. Lineage: Eukaryota; Fungi; Ascomycota; Leotiomycetes; Helotiales; Ploettnerulaceae. Gene Ontology annotation, biological process: DNA repair; mitotic DNA replication checkpoint signaling; DNA damage checkpoint signaling. Gene Ontology annotation, molecular function: chromatin binding. Bases 1 to 2715 code for a protein of 904 amino acids. The record is from RefSeq and is a predicted model, not a curated record. The transcript has a single exon.
AUGGCUCCACCCCCAAAGCGUAGAAAGAGGAACGUCCUUCCUUCAUCAUCGGAAGAGGACGACGACGAUGAGCCCGUCACGAAAGCUAAAGCUCCAUUGAGCAACCUUAUCUCUUCCUCUCCACCUUCAUCGAUUGAAACGAAACCCUCGAAGUCAGGCAAAGCUUCUGGGAAAUCUGCGACUGUUUCAAAGAAGAUGCAACCUCGAGCGAAGACCGCGAACCACCCUCCGAACGCCGCGCCGAUACACCUCCCAACUCAGGUCCGCGGAGCCAAAGCGAGCUCGAAAAGUGCGAGCAGUAGUCCAGAGAAGCCGAGGCGCAAAGGGAAGAUAGAAGACAAGAUCAAGAGCGGGAACAUAUACACGUUCUUCAACAAGCAAGCACAACGGCAGCAGGCAGAGAAUGGCACUGGAUUCACGACCAAGUCAAAGCUGUCGGUAAGCUCCAAAACUUCCAAGGCCACAGAGGAUGACGAUGUGAUAUCCGACGAUGAUAUAUUUGAAUCUAGGGCUCCAACUUCGAGUAUGGUUGGAGAGAUAGCUCGGAAACGGGCUAGAGCCAUGGGCACUCCAAAUGGGGAUGGAGACGUACCAAGUGCAAGCCAGAAGUUCAUUGUGCCGAAGCCAUCUGCCGUGAUAAAGCAGGAAAAUGAAAUGAGGCCAUGGGCAGAGAGAUUUGCUCCUUUGAAUCUAGAUGAGCUGGCAGUUCACAAGAAGAAGGUUUCAGACGUCCGAGAAUGGCUCGAGAACGUUAUGGGAGGUCGAAUGAGGCAGAGACUGCUCAUACUGAAAGGAGCAGCCGGAACUGCAAAGACCACAACCAUCCAGCUCUUGGCGAAAGCCAUGGACUGUGAUGUGUUGGAAUGGCGCAAUCCUGUUGGAUCGGUGGCAUCCUCAGAUGGAUCUCUUUCCAUGUCUGCACAAUUUGAAGAGUUCAUGGGACGAGGUGGAAAGUUUGGACAACUGGAUAUAUUUUCUACCGAUGGACAAGUACUUCCAAAACCGGAAGUCAAGAAGCUCGAUCGCAGGAAAAAUCUAAUUCUCAUCGAGGAGUUUCCCAACACGUUUACUCGAUCAUCUUCUGCUCUACAAUCGUUCAGAUCCACAAUCAUUUCAUAUCUUGCCUCAAAUACGCCCCCACUCUCCAUGAUGAGCGGAAACACUUCCAAGGAGUCCAUAACACCAGUGGUUAUGAUCAUAUCCGAGACACUACUUACAACAACUUCUGCGUCUGCAGACAGUUUCACAGCUCACAGAUUGCUAGGGCCUGAAAUCCUCCAGCACCCAGGUGUUGCAGUAAUUGAGUUCAAUACCAUUGCGCCCACAAUUCUAGCCAAGGCUCUUGAACUUGUUGUUCAAAAGGAAUCACGCAAAUCAGGUCGAAGGAAGACGCCGGGCCCACUGGUCCUUAAAAAGAUUGGGGAGAUCGGAGAUAUUAGGAGUGCCAUCGGGUCACUAGAGUUUCUUUGUCUUCGGGGUGACGUAGACGGAGACUGGGGUGCCAAGGUAGCUUUUGGAAAGAUCAAGAAAUCUAGCAAAGAUACCGCUUUGACGACUAUGGAAAGAGAGAGUCUUGAGCUGGUGACAAGGCGAGAGGCCAGCUUAGGGAUAUUUCACGCAGUCGGAAAAGUGGUCUACAAUAAGCGAGAUGAAACCGUACAGAAUAAAUACUUUGACAAGGACGGUAAAGAGCUACCGGACGUUGAGAAGCUACCAGACUUUAUGUCAACCCUCUCUCGGCCACAUAGAUCUCAAAUCUUGGUCGAUGAGCUCAUCGACGAAACAGGUACUGACACUCAGACGUUUGUUGCAGCACUGCACGAGAAUUACAUCUUGUCUUGCGAUGCUCCACCUACAUCCUUUGAAUAUACAUCCCUGGAUCAUGUUAGUGGCUGUAUCGAUGCCUUGUCAGAUAGCGAUCUUCUCUGUCCCUCCUGGGACGGAUCUUUCAACUCCUCAGGCUUUGGAGGUGGUUUUGGCGGCAAAGGAACUGGCGGCGAUAUCAUGCGUCAAGACGAAAUCAGCUUCCAGAUUGCUGUCCGGGGCCUUCUCUUCUCCCUCCCUUUUCCUGUGAAGAGAAAGGCUCCAGCGGCUGCCGGACUACGUACCGGGAAAGGCGGUGAUGCAUUCAAGAUGUUCUACCCUACCAGUCUCAAAUUGUGGAGAAUGAAAGAGGAAAUCGAGAGUAAUAUCGACUUGUGGGUCUCAAAUUUGAUGAAGGGCGAAGAAUAUCAUCUGAGCGCAGUGACAGCUGGAGCUGCUGCAUUUGCAAGGCCGAAGGCCGGUACUGUCGAGAGCUGGAAGAGCACACGAGCUCCUCCUUCGUCUAGCACAAACAAAACACCCAGAAAAGAAGUGGAUGUUGCCCCAUUGAUGUCCAUAGGCACAUCGGCCAGAAAAGAGAUGCUGCUAGAACGACUGCCUUACAUGUUGAGCAUUGCACGAGCUAGAAGAUUUACAUCAUCUACCUUCACAAUACAUGACAUGGAGAAGGUGGUGACGUUCCGUGGAAUCGGUGGCCCGCCUGGCGACGAUCCAGAUGAAGCAGAAGAGGCAACUCCUGCUGACGCGGAAUGGGCAACGGAUAAACCUGGAGAGAGUAAAUCUCCGAAAAAGAAAGGAUUGGUGAUGAGAGGCAAGGGUUCUGCAAAUGGGCUUCCUUUGCAGCAGGAACAGAAGCUUGUAUUGAGCGAUGAUGAUAUUGAAGAUGACUGA